UCAUCAAAGUGAGGUCUGGUGUCCUCUCUGAUUCAGUAAGCCUUCAUGGCUGCUACUGCCCUUCAUUCUCACCGACUAGCCUGCUAUGGUUUAAACACCUCUUUCUCUCUUUAUCCCAGGAAACCCAUUUUCUCUCUCUUCCUCGCAAACCCCACAUUUUCUGUGGUGUCAACCGUGAGCUCUUAUGCUUCUUCAAAUUCUAAUGGUUUCAGUGGGAUUUCUUCUGCCUUGGACUUGACAGCUUCAAGGUCUCUUCACCUUUCCAGAGCAUCAGCUGGAGAGCUUCCCAAUGAGUUAAUUGAAGACCCAAAGUUUGUUCCUUUGAAUGCUGAUGAUCCCAGAUAUGGUCCACCAGCUUUGUUAUUGUUGGGAUUUGAACUGGAGGAAAGUUCAAAGAUAUAUCAACUUCUAGAGGAAUUGAGUGGUGACUUUUUGAAGGUUAUUUAUUUUACUGAGGACAUGAUAAAUUGUUCACUUUUGGAUGCAAUGAGCACUCAGCAGCCUAAUUUGGAAAACAUGAAGUAUGCAGAUUGCAAAAAACCUUCCUCGAAUUUGCUUUUUCUCUGGUUUAAGUGGGGAGGAGAUGAUGAUGUUCAUUGAUUCAUUUCCUGAAACUGGUAUGAUGUAAUUUUCUUUUCUUUUGAGUCACAGUUCCUUUUAUAUAUAUUAUUAAGUAGCUGUGAAACUUGGCAUGCCUUUAUGGGAAAUUCUUAUUAGACUAGAUUUUUGUUGUAUCUGUUGACUUGUGCUUUCUUUA
This is a messenger RNA of Amborella trichopoda, 757 nucleotides long. Lineage: Eukaryota; Viridiplantae; Streptophyta; Magnoliopsida; Amborellales; Amborellaceae. The record is from RefSeq and is a predicted model, not a curated record.